AUGGACGCCCAGACUAAUCCCGACCAAUGGCUCGCGCAUGAGCAUAAUACUAUCUACUCCCUUCUUUAUCGGGACUGGGAUGAUAGGGAAGAAAUAGAACGAGAAACCGCCCAAAUUGAAGAGUUUGAACGCUGGCGAGUUGAGUUUAACGAGGCACUAGGCCGUGUGGAGGAGGAAUCGAUCCCCGAAAGGCCCCGCCCGCCACCCGGUGCAAUACCUUUGACUAAUGGUCAUAACGAUGCAGUGUCUGCUAUGGUAAUUGACCAUCAAGACUUCCUACCAGAGUACCCGCCAACGCAUGAGUUUGGCUAUGCAAUAGUCAUCAAUCUAUCGGGUGAGCAUGAGGAAACACUGAAGGAUAGAGAUAGGAUUAUAAAGAGGAUGACAGAGGUUCAAUACUCUUAUUCGAUGCAAGGCUCGAUUAUACAGUGUUUUAACUCCUUUCUUAACUGCCAAACCGAGAAAAGAAGGUUUCACUGUACUGGCGUACGAGCUUGCGAGUAUCUUGACCCUGAGCUACGCAAUAUGUAUCACAACCACGUUAGUGAAAGCACCUGGCGAGCUAUACAGCGAAAGAGAAUCCAUCUCCAAAGAGUCGAAACAGUCACAAAGAAACAGAGAGCAGCUCUUGCGAUGUAUUUUGCUAGCCUCGGAAGGUUUGAAAAACGCAAUUGUUGCGGCACCAGCUUUAACGACACAUGCGCUUUGAUAUUUGGUUACCAUAAGGAAAUGACAAUCCCUGGGGUCUUUAUUCCAUUUAUUGCAUGCAGGAAUUCGACGCCAUCUUCUGAUACGCCGUCUUCUAACGAACAUUUCUUCUACAACCUCCAACAGCGAAUGAACGAUAUGGAUACAGAACAUCUUCGGGAUAUUAUCCAGGGAUCCAGUGAGAGAUCGUUCGAGAUGUGCGCGGAAAUCGAGCAACGCAAAGGACGAAAGAAUCGAUGUAGAGUUCCUCACCCACAGGCCCAAGGGAAUUUCGAGGUUUUACCUUGUAAGGUUCAAUUCUGCACCUAUAUCCCACUUGAUCUAGUGCGAACUCCCUAUAUUAUCUGGUAUUCAAGAGGAGAAGAGCAUACCCAUCCGCCACCGCCGCCUGAUAAAGCACCACAAACGAUUCUUGAUGACGUACUCGCUCUAAUUAAACGAAUGCAAGCACCUGAGAUGACACUAAGUAGCUUUCUUAAGAGUCCUGCUCUUAAAGAGUUCUGCGCAGAGUUCGAGACAGAAACACUUUCUGGGGUCCAUGCUAGCUUUGUUAAGUAUGACCGCUUUUCAGCGCUUAUAGCUAAACAACGUGCUUUGGAUUUCCCUCAAGGAAGGGACUUAAAUGGUGUCCUCUUUCAAUACAAUCACCAUGAGCACUUCAAGGAAUACGUUCGCAAAAUCUACCAAGAUGAGAGAUAUGGCAAUAUAAUUAUCUGUGGAUUCGACCCGCAGAUACGCUUUAUGGCCACUCUACCAUCAUACGAGGUUGAUAUGUCCUAUAAACGAGUGAGAGGCCCCUUUAACGAGGUGACUUUUGCUACGUUUGUCGAUAGGAUAGGCCAAGGAAAGAUUAUAACACUCCUUCGAGUGUUAACAGAUCGCAAAGAGGAUGCCCAUACAUAUGAGGCGAUCUUCACCUACGCCUACGAGUUAGUUGGAGAGGUAACAGGACGACCGGCUCAGUUUUAUUACCUUCACAAUACGGGACUAAAAGCUAUUGUGUUUGAUAUGGACUGGGCCCAGUUCAAAGGUUUUGGACUGUUCCUCCAAAAACAAGAUCCUCGCAAACGACCAUGGGACUGGCAAUGUCGUAAUAUUGUUAUGUUCUGCCAUGUCCACUUCCUAAGAACAGUUAGUCGGCUCGUCCCAGCGAACCAUGGCCAAAUAUUCCAGUCAUCACGCACGCGAUUAAACGCUAUCCUUAGUGCAAAAUCAGAAGCGGAGUACUAUGAGAUUAUCGAUUUGAUUAUAGAGCACGAAGAAGAUGAGAAGUUUAAGGAUUGGGCGACACACAAAGCCCACCCAGUAAUCGCAGCAGGGCUUAAUAAGGCCUGCUCCUUGAUAGACCCGGAGUUCUAUGAUACCUUUCGGAAUUCGACAAAUGCAGUAGAACAGACCCACUGGAAGUCGUACUUCACAGGGAUUUAUACUUCAUUGUUAGGGGCUAUCCGGGGGGACCUUGACCAGCACGAUGUUGACCAAAUGUCAGCCCUAGAGACGUUUGGAACGAGUAUCUCGUGGCGAGAUUCCUCGCAAAUAGGCCGAUUUUUGAAUCAUCUCGCGCGAGACCACGCGAAUCGACAGAAACGACGUCGCGAAGCAUACGAGGAUACACUUCAGAGCGAGGAUUCUAUUGAUGAGGGUAUCCUCCAGGAAGCUGAUUCCUCAGGGCAUAUUAGGCCACGCUCACGAAGCCGUGGUAGAGGACAAAGCCGCUCGCAAUCAAGAUCAGUGACACCAAGACGCUCACAGAGUCGCGCAAGAGCUAGUUCGACACCCGAUAGUGGUGGUCUUCGACGUACAGCGGCUGCAAAUAGCUAUGCGGAAAGCCAACGAGAGGAAAUUAGCGUCUCUGCCCGAGAGCAGCGAUUCCAAGCCGAAACAGCGAAGAUAGAGGCGGAUAAUCGGGAGAGACAAUUACGUCUGGAACGGGAGGAGAUACAACUACAACUAGAGCGUGCAGAGAUGCAAAUCCGGCUUAGGCAGCUACAAGAACAAAACUAG
Penicillium alfredii is the source of this 2712-nucleotide messenger RNA. RefSeq lists its product as uncharacterized. The coding region runs from base 1 to 2712 and encodes 903 amino acids. The record is from RefSeq and is a predicted model, not a curated record. The transcript is spliced from 14 exons. Lineage: Eukaryota; Fungi; Ascomycota; Eurotiomycetes; Eurotiales; Aspergillaceae.